AACUUUUGAUUAUCAUGUCCUCAGAAAUUUCUCCCGAGGAUGUAGCCAAAAUAUGUUUUGAUAAAUUUAAAAGUCUACCCAAGACCGGUAAACCCACUGACAAUGAAUGGACUAUAUUGGCCGGUGUGGUUGUACACAACAAACAAACUGGUAAGAGUGAAGUAAUUUCACUUGGCUGUGGUACUAAAUGCAUAGGAAAAAGUAAAUUAUGUCCGCAAGGUUUAAUACUCAACGAUUCACAUGCUGAGGUAAUGGCUAGAAGAGGAUUAUUGCGGUAUAUGUACCAUCAACUAAACACAACUUUGAAAAACCCUGAAGGAGACAAUGAUUGCAUAUUUAGGUGGCUGCCGGAGAAGGAAAUAUUUAAACUAAAAGAACAUUUAUCAUUUCAUUUCUUGAGUACCCAAACUCCUUGCGGGGAUGCCUGUAUAAUUGCUGCGCAAAAAACUAAAGAAUUAACUGAAGAACCUUUAAUUAAACGUAGCAAAGUGGAAGAGGUAAAAAUUGAAGAUACAAAUGUGGGUUGUAUUGUUGAAAGUGUAUAUACUGGUGCUAAACUUAUAGGUUCCCACCAUAGCGAUGCUAUGGACCAGUUAGAGGGUGCUGUAAGAACUAAGCCGGGAAGGGGUGAACGUACUUUAUCCAUGAGCUGCAGUGAUAAAUUAGCUAAAUGGCAAGUAAUGGGUGUGCAAGGUGCAUUAUUGGAUUUCCUGCUUGAUUCACCCUUAUAUUUUGAUUCAUUAAACUUUUGGGGAGAAAAUGAUCUUGCUACCUUAGAAAGAGCUAUGUGGAAACGCUUUAAUAACAAUUAUAAACAUUCUAAGUAUUGUCUGCAUAUUCCCAAAAUAAAAAUAUGCAACAAACCGGAAUUUCCAUAUUUUCAAGAUAGCACAAAACAACCUUCACCAAAUGGUCUAGUGUGGUGUAACUUACCAGACAGUAUGAAACCUUAUGAAAUAUCAGUGAAUGGCAAGAAACAAGGCAUUACUUCGAAGAAACUACAUAGUCCACAGUCGGCUUUAAAAAUUUCCAAAUAUUAUCUUUUUAAAGAAUUUUUAAAUAUUACAAAGUUAUUGCGGGAUUCUAUAAACAAAUUUGGGGAUAUGGAAUCUAAAACAUACUUUGAUUGUAAAUCUUUAGCAAAAGAUUAUCAAAGUGCUUGGUCUGAUGUUAAAAUAAACUAUUUUAAACAAUGGUCCCAGAAACCAGAUAAUCUUUUACAAUUUUCGGUUGAAGAGGUUGAAAAUAAAGGAUUUGGUAAAAAAUAAGUGUUGUGUUAAAGAAUUUCUUUUCUUAAGUUACAGUUGUAAGGAAACUAAGCUUUAACAUUUAAGUGGGAGCUAGAAAGGAGAUAGUUUAAUGAGAGGUAGAUGAUAAAAUUUAUCUAUCAUCUAUGUCGACACAAAAUCACGUCGACAGCUAAAAAAAAAGGUAUAUAUUUCGCCGAUAUCAAUAACAAUUGGUAACUAUUUGCAAUUUAACCCGUCUUAAAAUUCUGUCAAUAG
This is a messenger RNA of Calliphora vicina (urban bluebottle blowfly), 1505 nucleotides long. It is a transcript of the gene Adat1, whose product is annotated as Adenosine deaminase, tRNA-specific 1. Bases 15 to 1268 code for a protein of 417 amino acids. The transcript has 2 exons. Gene Ontology annotation, molecular function: tRNA-specific adenosine deaminase activity; RNA binding. Gene Ontology annotation, biological process: tRNA processing. The record is from RefSeq and is a predicted model, not a curated record. NCBI's taxonomy places the organism in Eukaryota, Metazoa, Arthropoda, Insecta, Diptera, Calliphoridae.